Closterium sp. Naga37s-1 is the source of this 666-nucleotide messenger RNA. The record is from the annotation of a GenBank genome assembly. NCBI's taxonomy places the organism in Eukaryota, Viridiplantae, Streptophyta, Zygnematophyceae, Desmidiales, Closteriaceae.
AUGAGCAAUGAUUGGAGGGUGUGGGUUAUGGGGACAAGGCAGAAGGCGGAGGCGGAGGAAUUCGCCGCGUUUGUCAGGGACGAGACGUGGUGGAAGGCUGCUGAGUUCUUCGUGAAGCUGAUGAAGCUGGUGUAUGUGGUGAUGCAGGCAGUUGAUUCGAGCGCCAAGGCAAUGAUGGGUCGGAUGUAUGACAUGAUGUGGCAAUUGACACAAGAUGUGGAUGGUUUGCUGAAGGGAGAUGGGGAGUUGUUGAGUGAUGCGGAGAAGGAUGGAAUCUUGAGGCUUGUGAAGGAGCGGUGGCACGGGAGCUUUGCAAGUACUUUGCACGUGGUGGGCCAGAUCCUCAAUCCGGCCAACCAGGAUCAUGAAUGUUCUGGAGGGGGGCUGGAGGUGGCAGCAGAGGACAGCCUUGACUCUCUAGUCUCGGCGGAGUGUGAUGUGGACGAGGAGUCGGUAGAGGAGGAGGAGGACGAGGAGGAAGAGGUGGGGGAGGAGGAGGGGGAGGAGGAAGAGGAGGAGGAGGAAGAGGAGGAGGAGGAGGAAGAAGAAGAAGAGGCGGAGGAGGAGGGGGAGGAGGAGGAGGAGGAGGAGGAGGAGGAGGAGGAGGAGGAGGAGGAGGAGGAGGAGGAGGAGGAGGAGGAGGAGGGGGGGGAGGAAGAGGAGUAA